Polypterus senegalus (gray bichir) is the source of this 3326-nucleotide messenger RNA. It is a transcript of the gene chsy1, whose product is annotated as chondroitin sulfate synthase 1. Gene Ontology annotation, cellular component: Golgi cisterna membrane. NCBI's taxonomy places the organism in Eukaryota, Metazoa, Chordata, Cladistia, Polypteriformes, Polypteridae. The record is from RefSeq and is a predicted model, not a curated record. The transcript has 3 exons. The coding region runs from base 341 to 2758 and encodes 805 amino acids. Gene Ontology annotation, molecular function: glucuronosyl-N-acetylgalactosaminyl-proteoglycan 4-beta-N-acetylgalactosaminyltransferase activity.
CAUUCGCGUUGCUCCGUGACGUGAAGCGCAUUCUUCCAAUGGCGAAUUGAGAGUGAGAAUGGAGCUUGACUGUGUCUGCAGCAAAGAAGACGGAACCCAGCGCUGUGAUUAUGAAGCAGUGACCAAAUAGCCAGUGCGCUCCUUGAUGGUUAAAGGGGUAACAUGACGAGGACGGAAUAAAGACGAAGGCAACGAAUACGGAGGGACAUGAAAGAGAGUUCCGCGCAGCCGGGAGGCGUUGGGAUUUUGGAACCGGUAUCGCCGUGAGAGACCCCGAGGGAGCCACUUCGGCAGAGGCGGGCGGAUUGAAGGAGAGCCAGAAGGGGCUCUUUCUGCGGGAAUGGCAGGACGUAGCCGGCGAGCCUGGUUCAGCGUGCUCUUGGGGCUAGUGGUGGGCUUCACGUUGGCUUCUAGACUCAUCCUUCCCCGAGCCACCGAUUUGAAGAAGAUCGCCUACAAGCGCCGAGUCAAUACGGGCUCCUGUGGAGCACUGGGGGGUCUUCGGAGGGACGUGUUGGGCUGGCCAUCCCGGGACAGCCCGGUGCGGACCUCGGCCGAACCGCUACCCCGCUCGAGAAACUUUCUCUACGUCGGGGUUAUGACGGCACAGAAGUAUCUGGACAGCCGGGCUUUGGCGGCUUACCGGACGUGGGCUCAAACCAUUCCUGGGAAAGUGGAAUUUUUUUCCAGCGAAGGCUCAGACUUGUCUGUUCCAAUCCCUAUUGUAGCACUGAAGAAUGUGGAUGAUUCAUAUCCGCCCCAGAAAAAGUCCUUUAUGAUGCUUAAAUACAUGCACGACCACUACCUGAACCAGUAUGAGUGGUUCAUGCGAGCUGAUGAUGAUGUCUACAUCAAGAGCGACAGGCUGGAGAACUUUUUGCGUAGCCUAAAUAGCAGUGAGGCCAUUUUUCUAGGGCAGACUGGCAUGGGUGCCAGAGAUGAACUGGGAAAAUUAGCACUUGAACCAGGUGAGAACUUCUGCAUGGGUGGGCCUGGUGUUAUCAUGAGCCGUGAAGUCCUUCGCCGGAUGGUGCCUCAUAUUAAAGAGUGUCUGCAAGAAAUGUACACCACGCAUGAAGACGUGGAAGUGGGACGUUGCGUCAGACGCUUUGCUGGAGUGCAGUGUGUCUGGUCAUAUGAGAUGCAGCAGCUGUUUUAUGAAAACUAUGAACCAAACAAAAAGGGUUAUAUCAGAGAUCUUCACAACAGCAAGAUCCAUAAAGCCAUUACUCUUCACCCUAAUAAAAAUCCACCCUACCAGUACCGGCUUCACAGUUAUAUGCUGAGCCGCAAGAUUGCUGAACUCCGCCACCGUACCAUACAGCUGCACCGUGAGAUUGUUCAAAUGGGCAAGUACAGUGGUACGGAGGUACGAAAAGAUGAUGUGCAGCUGGGAAUCCCGCCCUCUUUCAUGCGCUUUCAUCCGCACCUACGAGAAGACAUUCUCGAGUGGGAGUUCUUGACAGGAAAGUACAUAUAUUCUGCAGUUGAUGGACAACCUCCCCGCAGAGGUAUGGAUUUUUCUCAGAGGAUUGCUUUAGAUGACAUUAUCAUGCAGGUUAUGGAAAUGAUCAAUGCUAAUGCCAAAACCAGGGGAAGGGUCAUUGACUUUAAGGAGAUCCAGUAUGGUUAUCGAAGAGUUAAUCCUGUAUUUGGAGCAGAAUAUGUCCUCGACCUGCUUCUAUUAUACAAGAAGCACAAGGGUAAGACAAUGACCGUGCCAGUAAGAAGACAUGCAUACUUGCAACAGACAUUCAGUAAAAUCCAGUUUAAAGAGGAAGACGAGUUAGAUGCCAAAGAGCUGGCCACACGAAUUAACCAAGACAAAGGAUCCUUAUCAUUUUUGUCCAAUUCUCUAAAGAUGCUGGUUCCCUUUAAACUUAGCAGUUCAAACAUGGAUUUUAAGGAACCCAAAGAGAAGACGAUCAACAUCUUGGUGCCACUUUCAGGUCGCUAUGAAAUUUUUGUCAGAUUCAUGGCAAACUUUGAAAAAACCUGCCUCAUCCCAAACCAAAAUGUCAAGCUGCUUAUACUGCUUUUCAGCACAGAUAACAAUACUGAAAGGAUGAAACAAAUUGAACUGAUGAGAGAAUAUCACCAUAAGUAUCCCAAGGCUGACCUAGAGCUACGACCAGUGGCGGGGCCAUUUUCCCGAGCUGUAGCUCUUGAAGUUGGUUCUUCUCACUUUUCUAACGAUUCUUUGCUUUUUUACUGCGAUGUUGAUUUGCUGUUUACAUCUGAUUUCCUGAGGAGAUGUCGAGGCAAUGCUGUAUUAGGCAGCCAAGCUUAUUUUCCAAUCAUUUUUAGUCAGUAUGAUCCAAAAGUAGUAUAUCCUGGUAAGGUUCCUAGUGAAAAUCAUUAUGUUUUCACUCCUAAAACUGGACAGUGGAGAUACUUUGGAUUUGGAAUCACCUGUGUUUACAAACAGGACAUGAUUCGAGCUGGAGGAUUUGACGUUUCAAUAAAAGGAUGGGGCUUAGAAGAUGUGGACCUUUACAACAAAUUUGUUCAGCUUGGCAUAACGCCAUUUAGGAGCACUGACAUUGGUAUUGUACAUGUUCACCAUCCUGUCUUAUGUGACCCUAAUCUUGAUCCAAAACAGUACAAAAUGUGCUUGGGAUCAAAAGCAUCAUCAUAUGGCUCAACACAGCAGCUGGCUGAACUGUGGCUUGAAAAGAACGAUCCAAACUUUCACAAGAUUAGCAAUAAUAGUAGUAGUAAUAAUAAUAAUAAUAAUGGAUCAUCAAGAACAGCAUAAAUCAAUUUGACGGGACCAGAGCGAUCUGUUUUUUAAAAUGUGACUUUUUUUUUUAACUACCUAAUUUAUUUUUUACAUUUUGUUUUAAAACAGAACACGGGAGGAUAUAUUUUGAAGUAAUUUUUCUAACGAUAAAAAGAACACUUUUCAAUAGAAAUGAAUAAAUAUACUGUAUAUCUUGUCACUGAGCCUAAACCAUGUACAAUUCUGAUCAAAUUUGAAAUCGUGGAAUGUAGUCCAUGAGCAAAUAAUCACAAUGAAAUAAAUGUCUAUGUUUAUCUUAAUUCAUCUGAUGGAUCCUGUGCAUCUGAUUUGUCAUGUAAAGUGACAAGGAGCUUGUGCUUCAGUCCAGAAGUAUUCUGUGAGCAUAUCUGAUGUUAUCUUGAUGAGAGUCAUUUUUUUUUUUCCUUCAUGUUGUUUUUUUUUUUUUUUUGGAAGCUUUAGUGUACACAUGUGUUAGCACAUGGGUGGUUUGUUUAGCAUAUUUAAAUUGGGAGCUGGUUUAUCUUGAACUUCAGAAAAUGGUAUGGGGAUUAAAAUUUGUAGUCAUGUCUAAUGUUCUCAGAAA